Messenger RNA from Saccharomyces cerevisiae S288C, 1194 nucleotides. RefSeq names its product Spo20p (gene SPO20). Lineage: Eukaryota; Fungi; Ascomycota; Saccharomycetes; Saccharomycetales; Saccharomycetaceae. Gene Ontology annotation, biological process: vesicle-mediated transport; membrane fusion. Gene Ontology annotation, cellular component: cytoplasm; prospore membrane; plasma membrane. The record is from RefSeq and is marked reviewed. The coding region runs from base 1 to 1194 and encodes 397 amino acids. The transcript has a single exon.
AUGGGGUUCAGAAAAAUACUUGCUAGCAAAUCGCAUCACAGUCGCCACCAUAAUCAGCACCAUAAGAACCUGAAGUUGCAAAAUCAUCGCUAUGUACUUAUUUCCAAUAUUACAGGAUCCCAUGAAACAAAAUAUUUAUCACCCUUCAGGAUGGACAAUUGUUCAGGAAGCAGAAGACGUGAUAGGCUACAUGUGAAGCUUAAAUCCUUGAGGAAUAAAAUCCACAAACAACUUCACCCAAACUGUCGGUUCGAUGACGCCACUAAGACUAGUGAUGAUAAAUGCGUCUCUUAUGAGGUGCCCGAAAGGGAUGGCCUUGCUACUAUUUCGUUAGAAGAGGUUUUUCCAAAGUCCAACAGGUGCCAAAUACCUGAAGAAAACUUGGGAGAAACAGAUAGCGUUAUUCACAGAGAUUUGGGAAAUUUUGCAAAUGAGAAUGACUAUCCACAGUGGAGAAAAGUUGAAAGUCAAUAUAACUUAGAGAAUGUCCAGCCUGAGGAGGAUGAAAUAGUUGAUAGACUCAGGUCCGAGAUUAGAAGCACUAAAUUAAAAUCUGUAAAAACGACAAGCAGAACACUUGAAAAAGCUAUAGAGGCUCGAUGUACUGGAAAGAGAGUUCUUCAACAACUAAGUUGUCAGAGCAACCAACUCACCAAGAUCGAGAGCAAUUGUGACAUGCUUAAAAUUCAAUCUAACGUAGCCGACCGAAAGAUUGACGAACUUGCCCAUGAAAAUAGAAGCCUGCUUGCAUUAAAAUCACCCAACCCCUUCAGGAAGAAAAGGGAGAGAGAAAAGCGAGACCAGAUCUACAAUUUGAAGUUAAAGCAUCGUCACUUACAGCAAGAAACUAUGAAAAGAGCCCAAGAUUCUGACAAAAAUUUAGCCAUAAAUCUAAGUUCUGAAUAUGGACGGUAUGGCCAAGGGGUGGAAAGACAGCGUAUUCUUAGAGAUGCCCAGAAGUAUCAGUUUGAAGCCGAUGAAGAAGAUAACCAAAUGGAAAUCGACUUGUACGGAAACCUAGAACAAAUAAAAGCGGUGAGUGGUGACUUGAAAAUUAUGGCUCACGCUUUUGGCAGAGAGUUUGAAGCACAAAACACUAGAAUGUUUGACAUCGAGAACAAUGUACAGCAGGCAGAUAAUGCUUUACAGGCCAAGCGAUAUAGAUUGGAGAAAGUGAUCGGGAAAAGAUGGUGA